This is a messenger RNA of Cryptomeria japonica (Japanese cedar), 2537 nucleotides long. RefSeq lists its product as uncharacterized. Gene Ontology annotation, cellular component: nucleus. NCBI's taxonomy places the organism in Eukaryota, Viridiplantae, Streptophyta, Pinopsida, Cupressales, Cupressaceae. Gene Ontology annotation, molecular function: protein binding. The transcript has 5 exons. The record is from RefSeq and is a predicted model, not a curated record. Gene Ontology annotation, biological process: regulation of flower development. Bases 254 to 1954 code for a protein of 566 amino acids.
UGGCUGUAGAACAUUUUGUUUGUAUAGCUGGACUACAUUUACAUUUUAUGCUCGUAGUCAUGGUCUCCUUCCAGAUUCGAUCGAUUUUCGAAUUGUCUGUGUUGGAAAUGAAAUUCAUCUGUCUUUUUCUUGCUCCAAAUUUUAUGAUUGCAGAGCCUAAUAAAGUAGAGAGUGGGAAUUUUGUAUUAUAAGUAGCGCGCAUGCACACCCACAAGAAUCACAAUUGCAAUAACAUCGUCAUCAAGAAGAACUGAUGAAGUUUUUGAACAUUUUUUCACAGGAAAUGUAUUCGGAGGCAGAUUGCCUGUUUCCUUACUCCUUAGAUCAUAUUCAGGAGCGAAACAAUCUGCAGGAGGAUAGCAAAGGGAAUAUGAGUCCUGGGCAGUUUGUGGAUGUUUCAACCAUGACACAAAUGGAAUUCGAGGAGAGUGACCUGUUCAAGGCCCCCAUCUUAGCAGACAUCUCCAAUGAAGGUUGUUCUCAAAGCGAAGAUUUGGCGGCAGACGAGAUUGCUCUCAUGCAGGGCGUUAAUCUGGAUGACGAGCUGAUGUUUUAUGCCUGUGAUAGCGGUCAAGAUUUGGGAAGGUCUAUAGCCGAGUCUAGCCCAAAUACCCCUCAAAUUGCUCCUGCCCAAGUGAGCAGCUCUGCAAAUAAUCUAAUUAAUUUUUCCACUGAGGUAGCAAACACAUUUGAAGAUUUAUUGAAUUCCAAACCCGUAUCCAUCUGUCAAAGCCCUGGUUUUCUUUCUGGAUCAAUGGAGACGGACAAUACCAUCAGUCACUCUGUAUUAGCUUCAGGCGAAAAUCUGGCAGCUUGCGAUUCGUCUUCUUUAAUUUCUACAUCAAUGCAGAGUUUCCCCGAUUUGUCCACUGAGGUGAAAAAUACUGUAGAUGGUUUUGUGAAUUUCAAUGCUGUAUCCAUCUGUCAAAGCCCUGGUUUUCCUUCUAGAUCAGUGCAAAUUAACGACUCCAUCAGUUGCCCUGUAUUAGGUUCCGAGGAAAAUCUAGCAGUUGGGAAUUCAUCUUCUUUAAUUGCUACACCCAUGCAGGGUUCGUCUGGUUUCUCCAAUGAUGUUACAAAUAUAGAUUUAUAUAUGAGCAAACUUGCAUCCAUGUAUCCAAGCCCUAGUUUUCCUUCUGGAUCCAUGGAAAUCGGCAACUCUGUCAGUCACUCAAUUCUGGACCCAGAGAAAAAAUUUGCAGCUGGUAAUUUGUCUUCUACUAUUGCUAUCCCCAUGCGGACUUCCCCUGAUCUUUUAAGUCCGGAAACAGAGACAGGAGAAGCUUUAAAUUCAAAAGAUGUUUUUGUCCCUAAAAGCCUCAAUAUUUCUCCUGCAGUAAAGAGAGCAAGUGACUCCAUUGACCAUCCAAUAUCAAGCUUCGAGGAAACUCUUGUAUCUGGGAAUUCAUUUUCUCCAAUUGCCACAUACAUGCAGAAUCUACCUAAGAUGCAGAGAAGCUCAAGCAGCCAUGAGCUAGGUCAGUUAUGUGCCUAUCCUCCAGUUAAUCGGACUUUUCAGUAUCCUCAAUCUUCUCCUGUUCAUUACCCAAUAAUGGAAGGAAAACCAAACCCUCAGUUCUUAGAUUUUCAAGGAUUGGGUAUAAGGCCUACAUCUAUGCCAAUGAGGCGUGUUCACAGUACAGGGGACAUCAAGUCAGUUCAAGGAUCUCCUAGACCUCUGGAAUCCACUAGCUCAAUUUCUGAAGAUGGGGAAUUUAAGAUUGGCCAGUACACUGUGGAAGAACGAAGGGAACGGCUCUAUAGGUACAGGAAGAAGCGUAAUAAUAGGAAUUUCAACAAAAAGAUCAAGUAUGCAUGCCGUAAAAGUUUAGCUGACAAUCAACCACGGUUCAGAGGAAGGUUUGUACCAAAGACCGAGAUCAUAGGAAGAACCAAUGCAAAGGCAAAUGAUUGCCUGGAAGAAGACGAGGCAGAAGUGGUUUGCCUUUACUAAAAGGUAACUGAUGUCUGCAUUGACGAGAAUUAAAUGAGUGGCAAUCCCAUGGGUGCCCUUAAUAUGGGAUCUUUGGGAUGGUGCCUAAAAUUGCAGAAAAUUAAUCAUUAUCUGCAUUGCAACUUUUUCCCCAUAUUAUUUUUCCUUCCCUUUCUUUCUGAACUUUCUGUGAGGUAUUUUUCCUGCUUUGAUGCUGGAGCAUAUUCAGGACAGGGGACCAAGUUCAUGGUGAUUUAUGGAAUUUUAUAGUAAAACUUAGUCCUCUAUACCAUGGUGAAGGAAGUUGAGGUGUUCCUGUCCUAGUGAUUGAUCGCCAUUUUGGAUCCUUUACCAUGUCUUGUAGUUUUCUCAAGUUCAUAAAGUCUGCUGGAAUAGCUUUACAAAUUAACAAUCUAUAGGUUCAGUCCCCUCUGUGCAUAAGGCCUUAAUUUAAUUAUUAUAUAUCCUACUGCACUCAAUAGAAUAAGAGCAGAAUGUAUAAGGCUCAAGUCUGUUCAUAGUUUGCAAUUGUGUACUGGGAAAUGCAAUCAAAUUCAAAUAUUGUAAGGUGUGUGAAUUUCAAUCCAAAUGUUAUCAAAUAUCA